AACUCAAAUACAAAACCCUAGUGUUAGUGAGCAACUAUAUAUUUCACUCGCCGCCUCCACCACGAGCUAGGGUUUGAUCUCAGCACCUGCAAUUCCUCUAAUCACCGAAUCCAGCAACAAUGGUUGCCGCCAAGAAAACCAAGAAGACCCAUGAGAGCAUUAACAACAGGCUCGCUCUUGUGAUGAAGAGUGGCAAAUAUACCCUCGGUUAUAAAACCGUUCUCAAAUCCCUGAGGAACUCCAAAGGAAAAUUGAUUAUCAUUGCCAACAACUGUCCGCCUUUGAGGAAGUCAGAAAUUGAAUACUAUGCCAUGUUGGCAAAGGUUGGAGUUCAUCAUUAUAAUGGGAACAAUGUGGAUUUGGGAACUGCAUGCGGCAAAUAUUACAGAGUGUGCUGCCUCAGCAUUGUUGACCCCGGUGAUUCGGAUAUCAUUAAGACACUACCUAGCGAGCAGUAAAGUAGUGUUAAGUCUUUUGCUUGGUAUUUUCUGUUCCGUUGAUUCAGACAUUGUUAAAGCAAAUUGUAAUUUAGAUUUAGACUAUCUAUCUGGUGUACGAUGCAUGGUUUUUGGGUCUUCUAGCUGAUUGAGCAUCGAGUAAUUUUUGACAAUGAUUUUUUGUUUUGCAUGUUCUGUGCCCCAAUUUCUAUUGAUGUAGUAAUUCUAGUUUAAUCUUGC
Messenger RNA from Gastrolobium bilobum, 677 nucleotides. RefSeq names its product large ribosomal subunit protein eL30. The transcript has 5 exons. Lineage: Eukaryota; Viridiplantae; Streptophyta; Magnoliopsida; Fabales; Fabaceae. The coding region runs from base 120 to 458 and encodes 112 amino acids. Gene Ontology annotation, molecular function: structural constituent of ribosome; RNA binding. Gene Ontology annotation, cellular component: cytosolic large ribosomal subunit. The record is from RefSeq and is a predicted model, not a curated record.